AUGCACACGUACAUUCCUAAUCUCCAUAGACUAAGUCGUCUCCUCUCUUCUUCCUCCGCCUCUCCCACCCUAUGCCUCCAGCGCCUCCUCUCUGUCGCCGCGCCCGCCGCCUCCCCCAGCUCCGGCUUCGCGGUGGAGGAGUACCUCGUCGCCGCCUGCGGCCUCACCCGAGCGCAAGCACUCAAGGCCUCCGCGAAGCUCUCCCACCUCAAGUCCCCCGCCAAUCCCGACGCCGUCCUCGCCUUCUUCGACGGCCUCGGCCUCUCCAGCGCCGACGUCGCCGCCCUCGUCGCCAAAGACCCGCGGCUCCUCUGCGCCAGUGUAGAGAGAACCCUAGCCCCCAUCGUCGUCGGGCUCAGCGGCCACGGCCUCUCACAUGCUGAGAUCGCGCGCCUCUUCUCGCUCGGCCUCUCCAUCUGCCGUUGUAGAUCCGCCAUCUCCAAUCUACCCUACUACCUGUCGCUCUUGGGCUCCACCGAGAACCUUGUCCGGUUUCUCAAGCGAAGCUACAGCCUCCUCGGAAGCAGCCUUGAGAAGGUGGUCAAGCCCAAUGUCGCGUUACUGCGCAAGUGCGGGCUACGUGAUUGCGAUAUUUCCAAGCUGUGCCUCUCUUCGCCAUGGGUGCUCAAAUCCAACACGGAGCGCGUCGUGGCGUGCGCCGAAGUUCUCGGUGUACCCCGUGGGUCUAGGAUGUUCAGGUACGUGCUGGAAGCUGUUGCAUUCCUCGGUGAGGAGAAGAUCGCCGCGAAAGUGGAUUACUUGAAGAACACCUUCAGGUGGUCGGAUGCCGAGCUGGCCGUUGCUGUUUCUAAGCUUCCAGCAAUGUUAAAGAGAUCUAAUGAUAUGCUGCAGAGUAGGUCAGAAUUUCUUAUCUUUGAGGUGGGAUUGGAACCCGCCUACAUUGCUCAUCGGCCGUCAUUGCUCUCUUAUAGCUUGGAGCGCCGGCUAAGACCCCGCUUUUAUGCUUUAAAGUUUCUCAAGAAAAAUGGAUUGCUCAAGGGUGACCGGGACUACUAUGAAGUAGUCAUGGUCACCGAGAAGGUAUACAUGGAGAAGUACAUAUCCCCUCACAAGGAAGCUGCACCACAUCUCGCUCAAGACUAUGCAAACGCUUGCAGAGGGGAAGUGCCUGCUAGAUUCAUGUUUGCAUGACCAAGAACUGUGGAGAAGCAAGCGUCACAUUGCUACAUCCUGAUGUCAUAUGGACACACAUAAUGGAUCUAAGAGAGUGAGAUCACAGAUAAGGGCAUUCUGCAAAUGCUUUCAAGUUUCAGUG
Molecule: messenger RNA, 1276 nt
Organism: Lolium perenne
Lineage: Eukaryota; Viridiplantae; Streptophyta; Magnoliopsida; Poales; Poaceae
Product: transcription termination factor MTEF18, mitochondrial-like
Biological process (GO): regulation of DNA-templated transcription
Molecular function (GO): double-stranded DNA binding
Source: RefSeq, a predicted model, not a curated record